AUGAAAAUACUUACAGUAAUAUCAGUGAAUAAUUAUAUUCAUUCUACAGAUAAUAAUUUUACUUGGAAUCAAUAUAAUAGAACCUAUCAAGAAGAAUUUAACAAUAUUCCACCUAUAGGCUUUGUUUCGGGUUCAGAACUCAGCUCUUUUUUGAAUCUGGAACUAGAAAACCUUAAGGCUGCUUUAAUUCAAUCAGUUACUAGUGAACAUUUGAUAGGCCUAUUUUUGGAUCUGGAACUAGAAAACCUCAAAGCUGCUUUAAUUCAAUCAGUUAUACAUGAAAGCUCUUUAAUUCAGUUAGUCACUGAUGAAUGUUCUUUAAUUCAAUCGGUUCCUAGUGAAUGUUCUUUAAUUCAAUCAGUAGAAUCAGAAGAGUCUAAUAGAUUAGAAACUUUGGAUCAAGGUCCUAUAGUAGGGUCAGAAUUAGAACACCUUAAUUCUACAGAAUUUCCCUUAUUAACUGAACCAGUAGAAUUGACUGCUAGUUUAUGUUUUCCUUCUUGGUUAAUUGCUGAACAUUAUAUUAAAGAAUAUGAAUGA
Messenger RNA from Cetraspora pellucida, 540 nucleotides. Lineage: Eukaryota; Fungi; Glomeromycota; Glomeromycetes; Diversisporales; Gigasporaceae. The record is from the annotation of a GenBank genome assembly.